Pseudogymnoascus verrucosus is the source of this 3041-nucleotide messenger RNA. RefSeq lists its product as uncharacterized. Gene Ontology annotation, molecular function: transmembrane transporter activity. Lineage: Eukaryota; Fungi; Ascomycota; Leotiomycetes; Thelebolales; Thelebolaceae. The transcript is spliced from 2 exons. The record is from RefSeq and is a predicted model, not a curated record. The coding region runs from base 1147 to 2889 and encodes 580 amino acids. Gene Ontology annotation, biological process: transmembrane transport.
UUCUUGGGUGAGCGUGGGUGUGGCUUGGGUGUGCUUGGUUUCCCCUGUGAUUUGCUUGGAAGAGCGCAACUUGGUGAAAUUUCGGUGGAGUUGACGCUCGCGUGGCGUGACAUCCCUACCACUAAAGCCACUGAAGUUACUUCCAACUGCCAUAGUGUGUGUGGUACGUCAUGCGGCAUCGCAACGCCAUCGACGUCAUGGCCGCCCGUCGCCCCGCCGCCCCUCCCCCCAAACAGCCUUACAAAAAAUGUGCUUGCGUUCUACAGAGAAAGACAGCGCAUUUGCCGUGCAUAUCAGAGUAUUACCGUACAUCAUAUCGACUAUCCCUGUGUCUUGCAGUCACCAUCCUUCCCAGCGUCCAAUGAUCCCAGCGAUCUAACGGCCUAAAAUCUCGUGACAACGCUAGCCGCAGACUUUUUCCACCGACUUGUCCCAGCUGUCCCCUUCAUUCGCUGACCACGCCUUGACAAUUCGUUGAUCUUGGUUGUCGCCCUCUCCGUCUGGGGCAAGUUCCCUGCUGGUCUCCCUAGUCCUUCCCUGUUGGACCCUUCCGGCGUGUUGCGACGGCGUCGAAUCCACCGACAAUCAUUGCCCUGUUUAUGAAUCGUGCGUAUAUUUGCGUGCUUCGCAUUGGCUGCCCUCGACAACCAACUCCCACACUGAUCCCACACCGGAUGCUUGGCGCCAAUUCCAGGCGGACCAAAACAACCCCGAAGCGAAACAAGCGUUCGUGAGAGUCCAUCCCGUCUCUCGUGUGCGCCGCUUCUUCGCCUUGUCGGCUAUCUGUGAAUCUCUUCUACUAUUACUUCUCCUAACUUCCUUCUCUUCUCUUCCUCUUCCUAUCUUUCCAUAAUUCGACGUCAAACUCUUUUUACUCACCAAAUAGAGUCUCAUUUAUCACUUAUACCUCCUGCACCUCCACACACUCGACUACAUAUCAGUGGCAUUGGGUAAGUCGCUCGUGUCGCGUGAUACUGAACCUGUGCUCUGCAUAGCAUGAUAUAAAAACGGCAAUCCCAUUGCUCGAGACGACCUGCCAUUGAUUUGACAUUUGUCACCAAAAAAAAAGGAUCAAGCGUAGUUUGACAGCUCACGACAUUUUUUUGAUAAACAGAUCGUAGCCGACGACUCACCACGCAGAUCACCAUGCCGCUCUUCCUGAACCCGUUUGGGAAGCAUGACAUUGAGGACUACCCAGAAGUCUACGUCCCGCUGGCCCUCAGUUCCCGCACUUCCGAUAAGGAAAAGAAGUCCGUAGGCGACGCGCCUGCAGACCGCGAGAGCGACCAGGAGAGCCACAUCGGCAGCCAUGGCGGCAGCAGCGAAGAUGGCUUCACCAUUGAGCAGCUGAGAGCCGAGAUCGACGCCGAGAUUGCGGCCAGCGGCACCGACUCGGCCUACGACCGCAAAUCAAAGGUCAUCAACCGCGCGAUCCAGGAUAUCGGCAUGGGCCGGUACCAGUGGAAGCUCUUCGUUCUGUGCGGCUUCGGCUGGUUGGCUGAUAACCUCUGGCUCCAGGGUGUCGCCCUGACGCUGACCUCGCUCUCGGCCGAGUUUGGCAUCUCGGACACUCAGGUCCGCUUCACCACGCUGUCGCUCUUUGUGGGACUGUGCAUUGGCGCCGUCUUCUGGGGUGUGGCCUGCGACGCGAUCGGAAGACGCCCUGCCUUCAACAUUACCCUCUUCAUGGCUGGUGUUUUCGGCCUUGCGGUUGGAGGUGCCCAGAACUGGAUCACCGUCUGCGGUCUGUACGCCGCGCUCGGAUUAGGCGUUGGCGGCAAUCUGCCAGUCGACGGUGCCCUGUUCCUCGAGUUCCUGCCAUUUGCCAGCGGGAACCUCCUCACCAUGUUGAGUGUCUUCUGGCCAAUCGGUCAGCUGAUCGGAUCGCUCAUCGCCUGGGGCUUCAUCCCAAACUAUUCUUGCGACCAGUCGCUCGGGUAUUGUGGCAACGUUGGCCCCGGCGAGGCGUGCUGUACCAAGGAGUUGAACAUGGGCUGGAGAUAUCUCAACUUUACCAUGGGAGCCUUCACCUUUGCCAUGUUCAUCUGCCGCUUCUUCUUCUUCCACCUGUUCGAGUCGCCGAAGUUCCUGCUCAGCCGUGGCCGUCAACGCGAAGCCGUCGCCGUCGUCAGAGGCAUUGCCUUCAAGAACAAGACCAAGACCUGGAUCAGCGAGGAGGUUCUCGACGCGAUAGGAGGUAGCUUGGAGGAAGUCCCAGACCAAGUACUCUCCACAAAAGACAUCAUCAAGCGCCAGGUCGAGAAGUUCUCCACCAAGCGCAUCGCGCCGCUCUUCGCCUACAAGCGCCUUGCGAUCAACACUGCGCUUUUGUGGUUCUGCUGGACCGCGAUUGGAAUGGGUUACCCGCUGUUCAAUUCCUUCCUCACCCAAUAUCUCACGAGUGUCGACCCCAAUGCCCCUCCUACGCCAACAGACAUUGUGUACCGCAACUACGCCAUCAUCUCCAUAUGCGGUGUCCCCGGCUCCAUCAUUGCCUGCUACACCGUCAACAUCAAGUAUGUCGGUCGCAAGGGCACAAUGGCCAUCGCCACCCUCAUCACGGGCAUAUUUUUGUUCCUCUUCACCAUUAGCACAAACCCUGACUUCCAGCUCAUCUUCACCUGCAUCGAGUCCUUCUUCCAGAACAUCAUGUACGGUGUGCUCUAUGCCUACACGCCAGAGGUCUUCCCAGCGCCGAGCCGCGGGACUGGGUCUGGUAUCGCCAGCUUCUUGAAUCGUGUUGCCGGUAUUUGCGCCCCCAUUGUGGCCAUCUAUGCCAGCAGCGGCAACCCAAAGGCGCCCAUUUACGCAAGUGGCGGACUUAUGUUUGCGGCGUUUGUCGCCAUGUUGGGAUUCCCUAUUGAGACGAGGGGGAAGCAGAGUUUGUGAUGUGGUGUGUGAUGUGUUUUAGACUAAGAUACCUUUUUGCUUAAAUGGAGUUUUUUUAUGUGGGAUUUUGUAUGCAGAGUGAAUUUGGAUAAGUAGAACAAAUUCGUGCCGCUUACUUAUUUGUAUGGGAUGAGAAUUUGUAUGUGACGAGA